AUGGCUACACGCAAGCACAACGAUUUCCUCGAUGCGGAUAAUAGCGAUGACGAUGCGAGCCAGGGGUACAAUUCAGAGGCUGAAGAAUUAAGGAAGGGUGGCAGAAGCCCAAAGCGAAGGAAGGUCGAGAGCGAUGACAGCGCCGGCGAGGAAGAGCCCGAAGAAUCGGGAAAUGGCGAGAACAAAGAGGAUGGAGAAGCCCCCAAGGAAUCAGGAGAGGCGGAUUCUACAUCUGAGAAGAAGAAGAAAAAGACUCUGGACCUCCCUGGGGUCACCAAACCCCUCAGCAAGAAAAACCUGGUCGCAACCGAAGCGGCCAUCAAACGAUCCGGCGUCGUCUACCUGUCACGAAUACCACCUUUCAUGAAGCCUACGAAACUGCGAUCACUGCUUGAACCCUACGGAGCCAUCAACCGCAUCUUCCUCUCCCCCGAAGAUCCUGCCUCCUACGCACGUCGGGUGCGCAACGGGGGGAACAAGAAGCGAUCCUUCACCGAUGGCUGGGUUGAGUUUGUCAAUAAGAAGGAUGCCAAGCGUGCGUGCGAGCUGUUGAACGCGAGGAUCAUCGGGGGUAAGAAGGGCACGUAUUAUCAUGACGACGUGUGGAACCUGCUGUACCUGAAGGGGUUCAAAUGGCAUAAUCUGACGGAGCAGAUCGCGGCUGAAAACGCGGAGCGUGCAAGUAGGAUGAGGGCCGAGAUCAGCAAGACCACCAAGGAGAACAAGCACUUCGUGCAGAAUGUGGAGAGGGCCAAGAUGCUCGAGGGUAUGGAGGCGAAGAAGGCUGCGAAGAGGAAGAAAGAAGACGAGGAGGCUGCCACGGCCACGGCCACGGAGAAGGGAGGCGAUGAUGCUGUUACGAAGGAACCAAAGGCAAAGGCGGGCGGAGAGCGGCCACGACAUUUCAAGCAGACGGCAGUGGCAUCGAAGAAGCGACCAGCGGAGCAGCAAGAGCAGGUGAAGAGGGUCCUGAGCAAGAUUUUCUAG
Amorphotheca resinae ATCC 22711 is the source of this 987-nucleotide messenger RNA. RefSeq lists its product as hypothetical. The record is from RefSeq and is a predicted model, not a curated record. Gene Ontology annotation, cellular component: nucleolus. The transcript has a single exon. NCBI's taxonomy places the organism in Eukaryota, Fungi, Ascomycota, Leotiomycetes, Helotiales, Amorphothecaceae. Bases 1 to 987 code for a protein of 328 amino acids. Gene Ontology annotation, molecular function: RNA binding. Gene Ontology annotation, biological process: endonucleolytic cleavage to generate mature 5'-end of SSU-rRNA from (SSU-rRNA, 5.8S rRNA, LSU-rRNA); endonucleolytic cleavage in ITS1 to separate SSU-rRNA from 5.8S rRNA and LSU-rRNA from tricistronic rRNA transcript (SSU-rRNA, 5.8S rRNA, LSU-rRNA); small-subunit processome assembly.